Messenger RNA from Rhinichthys klamathensis goyatoka, 588 nucleotides. RefSeq names its product fatty acid binding protein 10b, liver basic (gene fabp10b). The transcript has 4 exons. Lineage: Eukaryota; Metazoa; Chordata; Actinopteri; Cypriniformes; Leuciscidae. The record is from RefSeq and is a predicted model, not a curated record. The coding region runs from base 131 to 511 and encodes 126 amino acids. Gene Ontology annotation, biological process: fatty acid transport. Gene Ontology annotation, cellular component: cytosol; nucleus. Gene Ontology annotation, molecular function: fatty acid binding.
UGUGCAUGUAAAGCCCAGAGAGACUAAUUUAAGACUCAAACAUGAAGCUCCUGAGACAUAAACCAUCACAAACAGACUCACACAUGAUCAUCAGGAUCAUAUCUCAGAUCUACAGUCACAGAAAGGGAUCAUGGACUUCAGUGGAAGCUGGAAACUGUGUGAACAGGAGAACCCAGAGGCGUUUCUCAGAGCCAUAUCGGCUCCGGAGAUUUACAUUAAAAUGAUGAAAGAAGUGAAACCUCUGACAACGAUCGAGCAGAAGGGAGAGGAGUUCAGCAUCUGUGUGAAGACGGCCCUCAGGAGCCACAGCAACACCUUCACCAUCGGCACUGAGAGCGACUUCAACACCAUGGACGGCAAGAAGAUCAAGGCAACAGCUCGACUCAUCGAUGGAAAGAUCGUGAUUGAAUCGGAUAAAUUCACACACGUGAGAGAGAUCCAGGGCGAGGAGAUGAUCGAGACACUCACCGCUGGAAGUGCGACUCUCGUCCGGAGAAGCCGCCGCGUUUAACCCAACCGGAUGAACUUCACUAUUGGAUUCUAAACUUUCCACAGUUUAACCUUUUUACUGUCUGUUUUGAGAAAAUU